Thyridium curvatum is the source of this 1821-nucleotide messenger RNA. RefSeq lists its product as uncharacterized. Gene Ontology annotation, molecular function: transmembrane transporter activity. NCBI's taxonomy places the organism in Eukaryota, Fungi, Ascomycota, Sordariomycetes, Thyridiales, Thyridiaceae. Gene Ontology annotation, biological process: transmembrane transport. Bases 1 to 1821 code for a protein of 606 amino acids. The record is from RefSeq and is a predicted model, not a curated record. The transcript is spliced from 3 exons.
AUGUCCAGUGAAGUCCAGAGGGCUCCGCCCGCCCAGGAUCACUUGAGUGUCCAGGCCUCGGACCUCGAGAAACCACAACACCAAGCUCACGAGCACGAUGACAGCGCCGGUGCGACCUUUGAAGUCAACCAAGAUGAGCUGCCGCCGGGAUACUUUAAGAGUCCAUUCUUCAUUGGCACUAUGCUGGCCCUUGGAACUGGCCUGCUUGCCGGUGUUGCAGGGUUUGGAUAUGCUGCGCCCGUGCUCACGUUGAUUAACAAUGACAUUGGCCCGGAUCCCAACAUCAUCUGGGUAGCGCUGUCAUAUACCCUCACGUCCGCAUGCACCCUGGCCACCAUCGGUCGCGUCACCGACAUCUUCGGCCGCCGCUGGGUGUUCGUCGGCGGCGCCGUCCUGGGCAUCAUCGGCUCCAUCAUCUCGGCGACGGCCACGAGCGUCAGCAUGCUCAUCGGGGGCACCACCAUCAUCGGCAUCGCCGCCGCGACGCAGCUGUCCUACUACUACGUCAUGGCCGAGAUCGUGCCCAUGCAGUGGCGCUUCGCCGGCAACGCCUUCUGCUACUGCUUCCAGAUCCCCAGCUCCGGCCUCGCGCCCGCCAUCUCCAACUCGCUCAUCCUGCACACCAGGGUCGGCUGGCGCGGCAUGUACUACAUCCUCAUCGCCAUCAACGGCUUCUCCUUCCUCUGCUGGUUCUUCUUCUACCACCCGCCGACCUUCCACAUGAAGCACCGGAACGCCAGCGCGUGGAAGUACAUCAAGAACUUUGACUACGUCGGCACCGCCCUCUUCACCGGAGGCCUCCUGGUGCUGAUGCUGGGUCUCAACUGGGGCGGCACUGUUCACCCCUGGAAGUCGGCGUAUGUCAUUGCGAGCAUCGUCUGCGGUGCCGUGGCGCUCAUCAUCUUCACCCUGUGGGAGAUCUUCAUGAACCUCAAGGAGCCGCUGGUGCAGAUGGAGUUGUUUGAGAACCGUGCUUGGCUGCUCUCUACUAUCCUCUCGGGCAUCGGUGCAUCGCUCUACUAUGCCUUGGCCGUGGUCUGGCCGAGUAUGGUAGCCAUUCUCUACUCCGACCCGACCAACCCUAUGUACGGACCUUGGCUCGCCUCUCUGAUCGGUCUCUUCAUUGUCGUCGGCGAAAUCCUGGCCGGCUUCCUCGGCAAGCCCCUCAAGCACAUCAAGCUCCAGUGCAUCAUCACCACCACAAUUGCAGGUGUCUUCUUCGCGUGCACUGCCACCUGCGGACCCGACAGCAAGGUCACUGCGGGCGUCUUGGUCUCUCUGGGCGCCUUCUUCAUCGGGUGGACCGAGAGUCUCGCCAUCACGCUGCUCACCAUGGCCGCGACGGACCAGAACAACCUCGGCAGCGCCAGCGGCCUGGCCGGGUCGAUCCGCUUCCUGAUCAGCAGCAUCGCCUCGACCGUCUACAACGUCAUCCUGAACAACCGGCUCGCGACCACCAUCCCAGAGAAGGUGCCUCCCGCGCUGACGGGGGCGGGCCUGCCAGCCACCUCCGUGGCCAAGGUCAUCACCGGCCUCACGACGGGCAAGUUCGAGGACAACAUCCCGGGCCUGACGCCGGAGAUCUUGGCCGUGGGGACCAGGGCAUUCCAGGUGGCGAAUGCGGCUGCGUACAAGACCGUCUUCUUGUCGACGAUUGCCUUCACGGGCAUCGCCAUCCUCUGCACGGUGGGACUUCCGCGAGGACUGGACGGCCUGCUAACGGGUCGCGUCAUUACCACGCUUCAUGCCGGAAGGGACGAGAAGAGGAUGAUUGGCGAGAGCCGGGCGGAGCCAGCACCCAAGACGGUCCAGGAGGCCUGA